AUGCAGCAAGCAUUCUAUGAAUCAAAGACAGAGGUGGUUACAAUUCAUCAUUAUCGAAACAAAAGGCAAAUGAAGGUUGUGUGCAGAAGUUUCUACCAUAGAACAACAACAACAAAUGAAAGAACAAAUGGAAAUGGUUAUGUGGAUGCUGAAUAUUGGUUCAAGUUAUAUCCUGAAUACCUUUCAAAUCCUUUUUUCAUCGCGGGUGAGGCAUUUGCUGGAAUUUACAUCCCUCUAUUAUCUGAUCAAGUGAUGAAAGGACUUGAAGCUGGUGAUAAACCCACUCUCAACUUCAAGGGUUACAUUAUCGGAAAUGGAAUUUGCGAUGAAGUGUUUGAUCACAAUGCUAUUGUUCCAUUCGCACAUGGGAUGGGCCUCAUUUCGGAUGAAUUAUAUCAGGAUGUUACAAAGGUGUGUGAAGGGAACUUCUACAAACCUCCAAGCCUAGAUUGUGAAUUCCAGCUUGACAAAGUUUACCAACAUCUUGAUGGUCUAAACGUGGAUAACAUUAUCAAACCAUGCUUUAUUGGAAAAAAGAUUAGACAUGAAAAUACAAAAUUGCGACUGAGCUUUAGGAAAUUGGGUGAGACUGAAAGGCCACUUCCUGUGCGAACCAGAAUGUUUGGGCGAUGGCCUUUUAAAGCUGCGGUGAAGCCUGGUUAUGCGCCGUCUUGGCUGGAGCUUCUCAACGCCACACAAAUUCGAAUGUUCAGACGAUAGUGUGGCAAUUACAUGGCUAAACAACGAAGAAGUUCCAAAGGCAAUUCACGCCGACCCGAUUAGUAAAGCUGGAAAAUGGGAGAUAUGUACGGGCAGGGUAAAAUAUAAUUCAGAACUUGUAACCGUGAUUGACUACCACAAAAAACUUACAGCCUCUUAUUUACAGGUAUACCCAUCUCUAGUGUAACCUUGCUAUGCUUUUCUUAUACGCGUUAGCCAGGUAAUCAAAUCAACAAAAUAUGUAUGCUUUUAUUGUCGUUAUUUGUUAAUAUUUAGUAACAUGUUUUAUAGACUAGAAAUCUGUAUUUAUCCUUAUAUUUAUAGAUUGUAUGUCGAGUAUAUCAUGAGGAACCUUCUCAACGGGAAGAACAGUCUCAAAUUUUGUCAACUUAGUCCGAAUGAAGUAGCAAAAUGGUAGAAUACACGUUUUCUUCUCGUUUAAAUUUAAAAUCCUCCAUUAUCCACAGUUACGUUACGGGACUAUCUCCGGCAAAGGAAGCCAUAACAUAAACACUGUUUUGGUCAAACAAAUAUCUUAAUCUUGUCCCUGCGAUGGAAGCAUAGUGGUUGAGGUGCGAUAUUCGAUACAGGAGUUCCCAGGUUGCCCAAAAAAUUGCAAGUGCUCCGAGAUCGAUUGACCUAUGGGCCUUGGGGUGGGUUCGGCGUUGUGUGGUUUACCAUUUGUUUUGAGAUCUUACUCCUCCAUAGAGUGAAGUUAUUCUUACUGAUGAACUUAUAUAUCAUCACAUGAGGGGUUAUUACUUUGUUUCUUUGCUACCCAAAACACCUUGAAAAAAUACCCUUCACUCACUGAUUUCCCACGGCCCAGGCCAAGAAUUUUAUACAUCGAUAUACAUUGG
Messenger RNA from Lactuca saligna, 1580 nucleotides. The record is from the annotation of a GenBank genome assembly. Lineage: Eukaryota; Viridiplantae; Streptophyta; Magnoliopsida; Asterales; Asteraceae.